UCUUGCAAAGCUCGAUGCGUGCGGACGUCUGCGAGUGUCGAACAUUAAUCGAAUUUUCACGUACGGAGCUGAACUUUUGAUGUGACUGUGUCAAAGUGAUUGUGUAUCUUAACUUUUAGUGACGUUUUGUGUUAAAAACUUAUAAAUUGGAGUCUACAGUGACAUUUUGUGACGUUGCGGAUACGAAGGAAUUGUGUUCAUUCCCAGAAGCGGAAACUAAUGGAUCCGAACAAGAGUUGAUUUUGUCGGUGAAACAUGAAUCUCGCCGCCAUUGCGUUUUGGCGCGAAAUGCCAAUCGCGUUCACGCUCCUCGUGGCAACGGCGUGUCUUGUUACAGCCAAAGAUAUUGUUUUAGACAAAGACUACACAACACUAGAAGCGUCACUGAACGAGAGGCUGCGGCUCACUUGCGGUAUAAAGCCGAACGGAGAGAAGUCCUCAGUGCUGUGGUACAAAGAUGGACUGCUGGUCGAUACUCAGAAGAGCAGAGUUGUCCAGCAAAGGCAGUGGUUAAGAAUAAAAGGAUUCAGAGCCAAAGAUGCUGGGCUUUAUUCUUGUAAGACUGAUAAUGAUAAUGAAAAAGAGAUGACGAUUAGGCUCACUUUGAAACAUAAUGGUGCCCAUGAUAUGGAAGAUUACCAAGCAGACAUGGGCGUAAGAGCACUUCCAGAAACGCUAUCACAAAUCAAAAGUGCAGCACUAGUUGAGAACAACACGUUAGACGAUAACAUCACAGACAGCAAACGAUUUAUAAAGGACGAAGAUCUUGAUGAGAAAGGAGAGAAAGAUGAAAAAGAACAUCCAAAUUACGGCCACGUUGAUGAAAAACAGGAAUAUUUCCCUCCCCGUUUUAAGCACCCUACAAAACUUUAUAAAAUGGACAUGAAACCUGCUGGGAAUUCCAUAAGACUGAGAUGUGCUGCAGAAGGGAACCCAACGCCUAAUAUUACUUGGUACAAGAACAGGAGUACGCCAAUAUCUAGGGUGUUCUUCCAACCGUCUUAUGGGAAAUGGUCGAUGGCUUUGGACGAGCUGACGAAAGCCGACAACGGAAAUUAUACUUGUGUUGUCUGUAAUAUUCUUGGCUGUAUCGAGCAUACUGUUGUUCUUCAUAUACAAGAGCGUUUGUACGCGAAACCAGUGUUGACUCAAGGCGCUGAAAACUUGACCGUUGUAGUCGGUGACACAGCUAGGUUCAGCUGUCAAUUCCUCACUGAUUUACACUCUUCACAAUACUGGAUGUACUUCACUAAAAACGAGUACAUAUACAAUGAAACUAUAGAUACUGACGCCUUGAUCAAGGAGUCUGUGGUCUAUCCUGAUUAUAGCAAAGUUGUCACGAGUGAGAACCCAACAGACAAACCAGAACAACUCACAAUAUACAAUGUGACUAAGGAUGACGAAGGAUGGUAUGUCUGUGUUGCCCUUAACAGUUUGGGCAAUACUACUGCUAAAGGAUACUUAACUGUAUUGGAAUCACAACCAGUACAAGAAGCCCCCGACCAUGGAAAGCACACACUCCUCAUAAACAUACUUACUGUAGUCCUCGGAGCCAUGUUCUUCGUAGCUGCCAUCAUAGUGGUCAUGAUAUGCAAGAAGCUGAAGAGAGAGAAGGAGCAGAAGCAGUUGGCUAUAGAGACGGCGAGAGCAGUGAUUGUUACGCAUUGGACAAAGAAGGUGACGGUUGAGAAGCCGCAGAUGAAUGGCUCGCCGACGGCUACUGGUGAAGCUUUGCUAAUGCCAGUAGUGAAGAUCGAGAAACAAAAGCUAUCGCAAGUGCAGAACACGACAAGCGAUUCCAUGAUGAUGUCAGAGUACGAGCUUCCGAUGGACAUAGACUGGGAAGUGCCGAGGGAAUCCCUGUGUUUGGGGAAGGUGCUCGGUGAAGGAGAAUUCGGCAAAGUCGUGAAGGCUGAAUGUGUUGGUAUAUUGAAGCCGGGAAUGCAGUCUGUUGUUGCUGUUAAGAUGUUGAAAGAGGGCCACACGGACGCAGAGAUGAUGGCACUGGUCUCGGAAAUGGAAAUGAUGAAGAUGAUCGGCAAGCAUGUGAACAUCAUCAACUUGCUCGGCUGCUGCACACAAGACGGUCCACUUUAUGUUAUUGUUGAAUACGCACCCAAUGGAAACUUGAGGGAGUUCCUGAGGAAUCAUCGACCUGGCAAUCGAUACGAAUCACCGACAGAAGAACUAAAAGAAAAGAAAACGCUUACUCAGAAAGAUCUAGUCUCAUUCUCAUAUCAAGUAGCAAGAGGAAUGGAAUAUUUGGCGUCCAGACGGUGUAUCCACCGUGACUUAGCCGCUCGUAACGUGCUGGUCUCAGACGACUGUAUCCUCAAGAUAGCUGACUUCGGCUUAGCCAAGGAUGUCCACAGUAAUGACUACUACAGGAAGAAGACAGAAGGCAGGCUGCCGGUCCGGUGGAUGGCUCCAGAGUCGCUGUACCAUAAAGUUUUUACUACGCAGACUGAUGUCUGGUCAUUUGGCGUGUUGCUGUGGGAGAUCAUGACUCUAGGCGGGACGCCGUACCCGACUGUCCCGGGACAGUACAUGUACCAGCAUCUCAGCGCUGGACAUCGGAUGGAGAAGCCUCCGUGUUGUAGUCUUGAAAUAUACAUGCUGAUGCGCGAGUGCUGGUCCUUCUCUCCAGGAGACAGACCUUCCUUCACGGAGCUCGUCGAAGACCUGGACAAGAUCCUCACAGUGACUGCAAACCAGGAAUACCUGGACCUCGGUCUACCACAACUGGACACUCCACCUUCAAGUUACGACGGUUCUGGUGACGAGAGUGACAGUGACUUUCCUUUCAUCAAAUAGACUUUUGAAUUAUGAUGGUGGAAAGAAGAACAGUAUUAGUACGAAUAAAGUACCAAUUUAAAUGGUAUUUGAUGAUAUAGUAUUUCAGUUUAGUGAAACUGGUGUCUUACUAAUUGACAAUGAAACGAAAUGAGUGAUUUUUUCAUCGUUAAAUGUUGAAUUGGAUCUCUGAGAUGAGAUGAGAUGAGACCUGAUGAUAAAUCCUGGUAGAAAGUUAUUUAAGCUAACUGGUAGCUCUCCAAUUAAUAUUGAGAUUACUCUAUGAGAUUUUCACUCAACAGUUACGAAGAGAAGAAAUAGAGGAUUCUUAGCUACUCCCAAUGAAUAGCUGAACUUAAAUGAACCCACCAAUGAUAAUCGUGUUUUAUUUUCAUAGUUAGAUUAUUACAAUGAUUUGAGAUUUUUGACGAGUAUUGUUGAGGACAGUAGGACCAAUGUUCUGGUCCUUUUAGUAAUAUGGACUUGACUUUUGUAUGUUAUUUACCAUUAUUUACAACACAAAAAUCCUUAGCAUUUUAAAGAAAGUUGAUGACGAAGAAUUUCGAAAUUAUAUCUAAGUAUUGUAGAAUUUUCUUUGGAAAUUCCUAUUUGUCUAGGUACUCAGCAAGAAUACUUUGGUCUUUUAAAGUCGAUGCACCCAGCAUGACAUAGUCUAUAUAAGAUUAUUUUAUAUAAUUAGAUUACCUACAUAUUUAUUUAUAGGCUUUACACAAUAUGCGAAACAAAGUAUUGCAUAAUAUUGAGUGUAAAUAAUUAUAGGAAUAAAAACCUUUUUGGGGUUAAUUGUAAAUAUCCUAGUACCAAAGUUUGUGUUUUUUUUUUUUUGUAUUAUAAAAUAUUAUUGUGAAGUUUUAGAGCAUUUUUUAUGAAGGGGCGAUUUUUGAAAAUGAAAAUUUGUAACAUCUAGUCUGUUUGUAAGAACGGAGAGUCGACUUUUUUAUUUUAAUUAUUUUCUUUAAGAGUCUUUUUAAGUAUUUUAGCAUAAAUCACAAAAUAUUAUGGCUGUUACAUUGAGUUAGGUAUUAGAGACAACACUUUGUAGUAAUUUACAAUAAUGAAUAAUAGAAUUAUUUCCCAUUUCACUCAGGACACCAACAACACAAAUCUAAGUUUUUUUUACCGUUCACUAUGAAUUUUACGGUAUGAUCUGAUCGUUUUUUGUCGCAGUUGACAGUCCUGUCAAUCUUUUCUCUUGAAAAUUUACAGCUGUCAACUGCACAAAAGAUUCGAACAGUUUCGUUCUUUUAAUGAUAAAUUGAUGUUUUGGUUGUCAGUGGAAACGGGGUAAGUCCACAUUUUCACGUUGUUAAUGGGAAUUUCCUAUUCCGACUUUUAGUUGUUAAAUAAUUACAGACACAUUUUAGUUUUGCUGUCUGUAAAGGAUGCAUUUCACCACCAAAUCUUUUACGUACUUAAUUAAUUAUUUUAUUGCAAUAAUUAUACUUGUGUAACCAAUUAGAAAGAAAUUAUUAUGAGAUUAUUUUGUAAAUAGUAGAUAGGAAUUUUCUACUCAUUUUUAUGCAAUGAGAGUUAUUUUAUAAGUUGAGAAAAUGUGUUUGAUAUGACUUCCACUAAAUAAUAAAUUAUUUGUUAAAUGUAGUGGAAGUCGUAAUGGGAAUUUUAUAUGCAUUAUGGGAAAAUUAUAAUAAAACAUAUAUUUUCUACUAUUAAAUAUAAUAUGUAUGACAUCACCAUUAUUGGUAUUUAUAAAUUAAUUAAAAUUAUAUAUUUUUAAUCAAUUAUUUUGAAUGUCGAUGUGCCUUGAAUAAAAUAAUCGAAUAUUGUUGUAGUAAUGAUUUUGGCGCUCCUUGUAUGUAUAUUUGAUGGAUAAUGUGUGGGUCAAAAUGAGUUGUAAUAAUUAUAAUAAAAUAAAGAUUUAUAGUGCGAAUGUA
Messenger RNA from Helicoverpa armigera (cotton bollworm), 4706 nucleotides. It is a transcript of the gene Btl, whose product is annotated as fibroblast growth factor receptor homolog 1. The record is from RefSeq and is a predicted model, not a curated record. Gene Ontology annotation, biological process: positive regulation of kinase activity; fibroblast growth factor receptor signaling pathway; positive regulation of cell population proliferation. The transcript has 15 exons. Lineage: Eukaryota; Metazoa; Arthropoda; Insecta; Lepidoptera; Noctuidae. Gene Ontology annotation, molecular function: ATP binding; fibroblast growth factor receptor activity. Bases 256 to 2814 code for a protein of 852 amino acids. Gene Ontology annotation, cellular component: plasma membrane; signaling receptor complex.